Sinocyclocheilus rhinocerous is the source of this 2261-nucleotide messenger RNA. RefSeq names its product coiled-coil domain containing 160 (gene ccdc160). Bases 101 to 1027 code for a protein of 308 amino acids. Lineage: Eukaryota; Metazoa; Chordata; Actinopteri; Cypriniformes; Cyprinidae. The transcript has 2 exons. The record is from RefSeq and is a predicted model, not a curated record.
CGCGCUCUCCUGCAUGAAAACAGGAAGUUGCGCUGACAAGAGACCGUAGUCAACGACGUUGUUGUUUUAAUGAAGCUCAAACAGUUUAGUUACGAGGACCAUGGAAAUGAAUUAUCAAAACACUGCACACGAGUCCAGCUCCAGAGAUGACCAUCAUUGGGUGGAGGAAAUCUUCCCUCCUCGUUUCACUUUCCAAAACCUGCUGGAAAACCAGACCAACACAAACAAACAAUGCAGUAGCUCAAUGAAACCACCAUCAGCCCUCUCCACAGACAUAGAUGAACCCCAGAGGAGCCACAGAAGGGAGAUAUACCUGAAAGCUUUGAAAGAGGUUCAGCAAACUGAGCGACUGCACAAGAAGGAGGCCCUAGCGAAGAGAAUUAUUAGACCUGUCGAUGAAGGAGAGACCUCUGAAAAUCCUACCGACCAGAGCGAGACUGCGGGACAGAGGUGCAUUUGGAAUGAGAGGGACAUCACCAAACUGCGGGCUGGUUUAGAAGAAGUGGAGAGGGGCAGAUGGCGACUAAAGCGACAGCUCAGUUGUUCAGAGGAGCAGCUUAAAGCAGAACAUGAGGAAAGGAUGAAGCUGCAAGGCCUGGUGGAGAAGCUGGAGGAACAGUUAAGCCUUUCCAAAAAAAGGGCUGCGCGUCAGGCCCUCAUGAUAAAUGAUCUGAAGUCAGAGAGCCAAAAAAUGAACGCUCAGUUACAGAAGCUGACUAUACAGGUCAGGGAAACGGAAGAAGAGGCAGACAGGUGGAAGACAAGUCUGAGGAAAGCAAAAGAGGACGUGCAGCAGAUCGUGCAGGAGCGCUCCAACCUCGCGUGGGAACUGGAAAGAGCGCAAGCGCAAUGCAAAUCUGAAGGAGACAGACUGGGAAAAGCAGCUCGGAUAGAAAAUGAGGCUGUGCUCCUGAAGCUUCAGAGAGAGGUGAAGCAGACCCGAGCUGACCUGUGCGCAGAGAGAGAGAGUCACGCACGGAGCCGUACAGCCCUUGAGCUCUUACGCAGACACUUUAGCAGCCAAUAAUUUAUUGCAAUAAUAAAACUGUGACUUAAAAUGCAGCCAUUUAAAUCUUUUUUUAAAUAAAGACAAAAUUGAUGUUACCGCACACAAGAAGUGCCACUGUUUAUUUUAUUUUCAAUAUGCCUCCACGCUUUCUCUUUUUUCAAAAUAAAACUUUAUGUACAUAUACAAUCCUCUCCCACAGUGGAAAAUAUAACAGAAAUCUCAUAGGAAAAAUGAGUGAAAACAGUGAAAAGCAUAGCAAACAUUAUCAGUCAAACUGCAAAUAAUUAAGGUGUAGGCUAUACAAUCCACCAUAAUAAUUUACCAAAGAUCUAACAUAUUAUUUUGAAUCUCUUUGUCAGAGAUCACCAUCACUGCAUGGACAAUCUAAAGCCUCAAAGCUUCAAUGAACUUAAGGACAAAAACCCUGUUAGCGGAAUAAUCACAUUUGGCCAAAUACCCAUUCUUGCACAUGUGGUAUCAAGUGACAUUUAAUGAAACGGCGGAAAUAUUUGGUUAUCGAUAGCUGUAGAUCUUUUGGGAAAAGGUGACUGAAUCAGUCUGGGCCACCGUUCAACACAAAGGCUUUGUGAAUUCACACAUGAUGCAGUUUAUAAAAGCAAAUAAAGGCAGCUCAGAAGGUUUUUCACAUCCUAAAUACUUACAAUAAAGUUCCACAUGCACAAGUCAUACUUUCACAAAAACAUUUGCUUCUGGUGAUGAGCGGGCUGAAACGAUAUCAAAGCACAAGCACACAUUGACAUUUGGAGGAAUCCAUUAAAAACCUUUUAGUCAAACUGGCUCAUUUACACAAGCACGGCAAGUGCUUUCCUCACACUCCUGACAUUCUGUGUACUCAUUAGCAAACUGAACAAAUUUAAUCGUUUCCCUUGUACGUCCUAUUCAGCAUUACAAGACCACAACUUUGGCAUGUUGUAAGGUCUUAUAUGAGCUUGCAUAAUUCAAACUACCGCCCCACAUCCAAAAUAAUACCAGAAACACUUUACACUAAGGUUUGAUUUGUUAACAUUAGUUAAUGCAUUCAGUACCAUGAACAUGAAGUUAAUGUUAAUUAAUAAUGAAUAUGCUAUUGUUCAUUAUUAAUUCAUUAAUUCAAAUCAACUAAUGUUCAUGUAUGCAACUUAAAAUGUAUAUAUAGAAAUUAACCAAAAUUAAUAAAUGCAUUUACUAACGUUAAUGAACUCAACCAUACUGUAAAGUUUCCCCACAAUAUCUAUUGAAACAAAGCGGGGGG